AUGGCGCAAGCAAACGCCGAAAAACAGAUCGAAGAAUCCUUCGAGCCUCCAGUCCGCACAAGGAUUCCAUACUGGCGCCAAGUCAUAGACCAAUCAGGAAUAACGCCGGAAGUAGAAAACCACCAAUAUGCUGGCUCUGGAACCGAAGCAGAUCCCUUCUUGGUGCAAUGGAUUCCCCACGAUCCCAGAAACCCCAUGAACUACAGCGACAAUACUAGGUGGUUCAUCACCAUGAUGGUUGCCUUCACCACGCUCGCUGUAUCACUUUUGUCAUCCGCGUACACGGGCGGCAUUCACGAUAUCGUCCGGGAAUUCGGAAUAUCAGACGAAGUAGCGGUUUUGGGCGUCUCCCUUUACGUCCUAGGCUUCGCCCUGGGGCCAUUACUCUGGGCGCCACUCAGCGAAUUAUACGGGCGCCAGUCCGUGUUCUUCAUAACUUACGCCGCCUUAGCCGCCUUCGGCGCCGGAUGUGCCGGUGCAGGCUCCGCUAGGACUCUCAUCGUCCUCCGGUUUUUCGCCGGUGCGUUCGGAUCAUCGCCUCUCUCCAACUCGGGUGGCGUCAUUGCGGACAUGUUCCCAGAUGAGGAGAGGGGCCUGGCAAUGACUCUCUUCUCAGCAGCGCCGUCGUUGGGGCCUGUCUUUGGACCCAUCAUUGGCGGAUUCCUUGGAUCUGCAGCUGGCUGGCGCUGGCUCAUGGGUACCUUGGCUGCCAUUUCUGGGACGUUUUGGCUUCUGGGAACAGCGUUGGUUCCCGAGACAUACUCCCCGUACCUACUUCGCCGACGAGCUGCUGAGCUAUCAAAGAGAACGGGGAAAUGCUAUGUCAGCAAGAUGGAACAUCAUAAAGGCAAGACCAGUCUGGCACAAUCUUUCAAGACUGCCUUGUCAAGGCCAUGGAAAUUGUUAUUUCGCGAACCCAUUGUGUUGCUUCUCUCAUUAUACACAGCCAUCAUCUACGGGACUCUUUACAUGCUCUUCGCUGCAUUCCCCAUUGUCUAUCAACAAGAGCGAGGUUGGUCGCAGGGAGUCGGCGGUCUUCCAUUCCUCGGUCUGAUGGUCGGUAUGAUUGCGGCAGUCGUCUAUUCUAUACCCGAAAACAACCGGUAUCAACGAGUCCGGAAGAGGAACGGCGGACGUGCGCCCCCGGAAACGCGCCUGGUCUCAGUCAUGGUUGGAGCUAUAGCCGGUCCUAUCGGGCUGUUUUGGUUUGCUUGGACAACAAACCCUUCCAUACACUGGAUGGCCAGUGUUGCCGCUGGUGUUCCCUUCGGAUUUUCAAUGAUCUUGCUCUUCAUGGGCAUAAGCAACUACCUUAUCGACGCUUACACCAUAUUCGCAGCAAGCGUACUCGCUGCCAACUGCGUCAUUCGCAGUUUAUUUGGCGCGGCGUUUCCUUUGUUUACGAACUAUAUGUACAAGAAUCUUGGAACCAACUGGGCUUCUUCGAUACCUGCGUUCUUGGCACUUGGCUGCGUGCCAUUCCCGUUUUUGCUUUACAAAUAUGGCGCGGCUAUCCGUGCUCGAUGCAAGUAUGCCGCUCAAGCAGAAGAGUCUAUGGCUGAACUGAGGGAAGAGCUUCCACAGUCGAAUCAGGACCAGGAUGAUGUCACAGCAAUAGAAGGCGUCCUGAGCGAUAAUACCGACGUUCCGACGUCUUCGGACGAUAGCUCCUCCGUUUAUCAAAAGGGCGAUCAACGAGCAACAAGUCGUGUGUCACCUAACUAG
Messenger RNA from Colletotrichum graminicola M1.001, 1725 nucleotides. RefSeq names its product major facilitator superfamily transporter. The transcript has a single exon. Lineage: Eukaryota; Fungi; Ascomycota; Sordariomycetes; Glomerellales; Glomerellaceae. The coding region runs from base 1 to 1725 and encodes 574 amino acids. Gene Ontology annotation, biological process: transmembrane transport. The record is from RefSeq and is a predicted model, not a curated record. Gene Ontology annotation, molecular function: transmembrane transporter activity.